Dreissena polymorpha is the source of this 4907-nucleotide messenger RNA. RefSeq lists its product as uncharacterized. Gene Ontology annotation, biological process: signal transduction. Gene Ontology annotation, molecular function: protein binding; phospholipid binding. The record is from RefSeq and is a predicted model, not a curated record. The transcript has 12 exons. The coding region runs from base 1 to 3807 and encodes 1268 amino acids. NCBI's taxonomy places the organism in Eukaryota, Metazoa, Mollusca, Bivalvia, Myida, Dreissenidae.
AUGACUCCAAACACAAACUUGCCAGAAGAGGGACGGGAGCAGCGGGACAGCGAACUUACCAGUGUAGAGGACAUACGGGGCGCACCUGGGUCCGGGCGAUCCCAGAACAUACAGGAGGUGGCCUUAUGGAGGGAACACGGGGCGGCGGUACUCAGUACGCUCAACGCACUGGGUAAACCGUUCCGGAUAAAGCGCAAUAUAGGACAGUUUGUGCAGUUACGGUCUUCUGUACUUGGACAGAUCAAGCGCGAUAUAGGACCGUUUGUGCAGUUACGUCCUACGAGCGUGUUCUCAUACGAAGAGCAGCCCAUCUCCGUGAAGUCCUGUAUCGUAGACAUUGCCCACAGCUACCCCAAGCGCAAGAACGUGUUCCGACUGAAGACGUACAAUGGGUCGGAGUACCUGCUCCAGGCAGAUGACCAGAUGGACAUGCUUGUCUGGAUACGACACAUCAGCGCCAACAAUAAUCCAGACCUUGACGCCAAUGGUGUUACAAACGCCGAGCUGAUUAUCCGCAAGAGCCAGGAGCUUACCGAGUCUGGACCAACCCUGGGGAACAACACGUCCCCAACCCCCGCCCAUAAGAUCACCAAGAAACUCUCUGUUAACAAACAGAAGGUGCCGCAGUCACCCAGCAUCAAGAGGCGCAAGACAGUGUCCGGGGAUAAACUUGAGGACACCGGGAAGCCGAAGACGUGGAAGGGUAAGCUAGGGAAGAGCAUUAAGAAGCACAUGGGCUCGAGUUCGUCCACCGGGCAAAUUGCAGUCGUACCUGAGACCGGAGGGAUGUUCGGGGUGCCAUUGGAGGACUGUCUGCCCUCACCCAACAAUGAGUUUGUGCCCCUCAUAGUGGACCUAUGUAUCCAGAUAGUUGAGGCACGUGGACUGGAGAUGACUGGUGUCUACCGUAUCCCUGGUAACAAGGCAGCCGUAACCAUACUACAAGAAGAAUUCAACAAGGGUAUCGACUGUAUGAACCUGGAGCAUGAGAAGUGGUGUGACGUGAACGUGAUCAGUUCUCUUCUGAAGUCUUUCUUCCGCCAGCUUCCCGAGCCACUAAUUCCCGAUGACCUGUACCAGCCAUUCAUCGAUGCAAGCCGUAAUAAGGACCCGGAGAAGCGCAUGUUGAAGCUGAAGGCACUCAUACACAAACUGCCGGAGCACCAUCUAGAGACGUUCAAACACCUUGCGCGACACCUGAACCGCGUAGCCCAGUACGCCGACGUCAACAGGAUGCAGGCCAAGAACCUUGCUAUCGUGUUUGGGCCAACAUUGAUCCGCAAGGCCGACGACAACAUGGUAGCCAUGGUGACAGACAUGUCGGACCACUGCAAGAUCAUAGAAAGCAUUAUUCUCCAUUGUGAGUGGAUCUUCGGCUCCUGGGACAUGGACAGCAGCGUCCCCACAGAUGACGAGGCUGCAGAGUGCAUGUCCUUGGUGUCAGCGCCCUCCAGCAGUAACAUGAGAGAGGAGGCCGAGUUAAACCCACGUGAGAUUGUUUCAAGUAUUGUCUCAGCAGCCAAUCGAAAACUUCGGGGUGAAAGCCCAGCUCGCGUCUUGCCGCCGGACAAACGAAGCGUGUCCGUGUCAGACCCACCCCUUGGCUACAACGAGCGAAACAUAGACAAUGAGAUUCUCAUUAGGACGCAAAAGAUCGACACAACAUCCCGCAGCAGCCCGAAUCUAGCAGCCAUGCAGCAUAGCACAGACCUGCUGAAACCAUUACCGGAUCUACCAGACAGACGCAUGGCAAAGUCCCAAGACUUUGUAGACCGCGAAUUUUCUGACUUCGAUUUCAUCGACUCGGAGAAAGAAAAAUCGGUGGCUUUUCUUACGCCGAUGACGCAGUAUUUUUCGGACGAGUCUCUACUGGACCGAAAUGACGAGUUGGAGCUCUCCCACGGCAGCACAUCACUCCACGGGAGUUUUAGCCGACUCCGACGUGAGACGAUCGACAGUCUGAGGCGCAUUGAGCUGGAGGCGCGUGCCAUUCGGGAACGGGAAGAACGGGAAGAGCGCCGACAGCGCGAGGAAAAGAAGCGUCAACUUGAGCGGCAAAGAAUUGAGGCAGAUAUCCUGCAGACGCAGCGUGAGCUAGAGAUUGAGGACAGGCAUAGCGUGGAAGAUCUGCUCCAAGCAACAACUGGAUAUUCACUGAGUCUGCACCCACACGGAGACACGCCAGAAGAAUCGGGUAGAACCAAACGGUACGGUGGUAGAGACUCACACAGGAGUGAUAAGCAUAUUGUUGUGAAGAGUAAUGCUGGUUCUAACUAUCGGUCAGCGCGGCAGCCCCGACAGACGAGCGCAGGGUCGCUGUCAUCGCAAGCGAAACGAACGGGCUCAGUGGAAAAUAUGGCGGACGGACACAGCUUUCCAAGUGCUAUUAACCGCCCCACCGCCCAGGUGAAGGCUCAGUCUAAGAGGGACUCAGCAGAGAUAAAGCGGCGAAGUGCGGGUUUAACCCGGACAGGUUCAGUGCGGCGCGGUUCUCUGGAUUCCCUGAUUGACUUGCUGGAGAGGCGGGACAACCGUAUGUCCUGGGCUUCCACAGACUCCGAUGAGGGAUUUGAUUUGCUAGCUACGCUAACCUCGACUUUCGAUAAGAAAUUGCAAACAUUAUUCAGUGCUAAAAUGUCCAAUUGUGCAUCAUCAUCAAAGCCUCCUAGGUGGGGUCUGAAUUCAAAUGGUGGCAGUGUAAGUAAUGGCGCUGUACCUGAUGCAGGCGAUUCCCCGGCAGCUCAGACGGCGCAGCACCGACUCCCUCCACAGCCUCCCCUGUCCCACUUAUCUCGGCAAGCAGCCAUGCAGGCAGAUAAUCAGGGUCAAGGAAAGCAGUACAGAGAUCCCAGCCUACACAGGACGCCACCGAAAUCGGACGCGAAGAUAGGAUUGGCGACCAGAUUUGAGAGAAGCACCACUCACAAUCCUCUCUAUGAAGGCCACAGUGAGCCAAGUCUUAACCUUCUGGUUCGGUCAGGUAGCAACAAUAGUGGUAUCAACCUGCACAGUGAUGUUACAUACUCGGCUGAUAGCGCUGUUGUCCAAGGGGUUGCUUCUAGGGGGAUGGAACGUUCUGAGAGUAACGUUGUAAUCCAAGGGGUUGCUUCCAGGGGGAUGGAACGUUCCGAGAGUAGUGCUUCAAUUCAUGGGGCUGCUUCUAGGGGGAUUGAAAGGUCCGAGAGUGAUUCAAGGGUUGCCUCAGUCAUGGUCGUGAUUUCCAGUCCAUCGAUAAUGUCUGCUGACAGCAGCGGUCGCAUGGCAAUACAGCAACACGUCUCUAAACCUCUCACUGCAUACCAGUCACCGCUAAAGUCGUUCUUAAACUGGCAGAAUGACGGUCUCCAUGGUGACCCCUUAAGGACAGAAACCCCACCAAAACGUCCAGACUACCGGCCCAUUACAAAAUCAGAAAAGACAGAAGUGAAUGUGAGACUAUCUCAGAGCUUAGAGAAAAACAGAGCAGCCGAGGAAUCUGACGCUGCCAGUCGUGGACCGGUCAGUGAGAGUGUGCCAAAAACUCGGUCUGCAUCGCCGCCUGUAUUCGGUAGGAAACGAAACGAGCAGUGUAAACGUCGUCGCCAUACAGUGGGUGGUACAAGUGAUAGCAAUAAUAUUUUAGCAAUGGACGCCGCCUUGUCAAACGUGAAACGACAGUCGGCUUGGGAGCAACUGCGACCGAACGUUGGUGCCAACGUUGUGCCUCACGCAAACAUGCAGUCGUGGCUGCAGGCUGAGCGACUCAGGGGAAGUUCACCUGAUCUGUCGUCCCUCAGGGAUAGGGGAAACAGACAGGCUACAUCCUGACCUUGAACUUUAGUAUUUACCAUGUUUUGACCUUAACUAUUGACCUUGGUUUUUACUUUGAAAAUAAAUCUUGGUUGGGGUUUGAGCUGUGCUUGACCUUGAGGGAUUUGAUGCUAUGUUUGUUCAUUGACAUUGGAGUGUUUAGGAUUAUGUGUAUAGACAGAAGUUCAAAAUGUCGCAAUUCUGAUAAAGAGUAUUCAACUGCAAUAUGUUUGUUAAGAACGUGAAACUUUGUGAACUUGAUGUCGUUGACAUGAACUUAUAUUGACACAGAGACUCAAAUACAAUCAUUGAUUAAUUAGCUAUUGAUUUUGUUAGACACUAUUUUAUUGAAUGUUGAUUAAUGCAUUGUUGAUAUAGGUAUGUACAUUUUAUUUGACUUUUUUUACUGCAAACUGUUUAACCUUUGAACUGUUUAUUUAAAACUUGAUUGUUAAAUCCCCCAAACUGCCGCUGUUAAAAUACUCAAGAGAUAGAAACCAUGUUCUGUCAAAUCAUUAUAACUCUUUGGACAUGAUUUUUUUCCAUUGAUUUCGUGAGUUGAUCAAUCCGCGAAUUUAUCACAAACACAUCGGAAAAUGACCAACGCAAAUUCCUGAUUCUUUUUUUUACUAAAAUAAAAAAACAUGAAAUUAUGUGUCUGCAAAAGCCUUUUUUUAUAAAUAACGUUAUUUCUUGCCAACGAAUAUAAACUAUUUGGCAGCAUUCCAAAACCGGUUGGUACUGGAAUACAAAUUGCUACGGUAUUUAUCGAUAUAUCCUUACAUUGAGUAGUUUCCGCCAUUAAAGAAACCCCUCCCCCCAUUGCACCCCACCCACCCCUUUUUGCCAACUUUCCUUGUACUUGCAAUAUUUUUUAUUUGACUGAAACUUAUAGAUAUUUGUUAAAUAGAGUUGCAGAUAUUGUAUUUUAAGACAGCAUGUGCAUGCAUGCAAAUUAGAGACGAUAGGUAAUCAUUUAUUCAUUCGUGUAUACUAUUUAAUACAUUAUUAUAGUUGUAUUGUACGGUUGUUUUAACAAGAGUUGUUUCCCUUUAAUGUACAUUUUAUAUUGUAUGUGUACAUUUUUAACAAUGAUAAAUUAAACAUGAUUUUUCAAA